Messenger RNA from Erythranthe guttata (spotted monkey flower), 654 nucleotides. The record is from RefSeq and is a predicted model, not a curated record. NCBI's taxonomy places the organism in Eukaryota, Viridiplantae, Streptophyta, Magnoliopsida, Lamiales, Phrymaceae.
AUGGAUAUUGUCGGAGAGGGACCCUCAUCGCAUACCGUAAAUGAUGAGUUUGAGUAUCCAAACAUUGAUGAGCACCAUUUGUUUGAUGAUGAGGCGGUUGAUGAGCCGGUUGAUGAUCCAAUUAAUGAUGUAGCUGAGGGUAAUGGUGUUCCCGUUCAAGGUGUUGGUGUUAUGGAACCUAGUCACCUAUGGAAGUUGCUAGAGCCAGCACCGGGAGGACCUAAGAUUAUCAAUAUGAUCCCAAGUUUUGGUUCUCAUGUUGCUUUUAAUAUAUGGAUGAGCAAAUUGCGUGGUGUGUUGAAGUGUCAGUCUCGCAUCAUAUCUCUUCAGACUUGGAGAGGCCCCGCUGAUCGAGAUAGUUUAGAGUUGUUGGAGCAAUCGGGAUUGUACCAACUGAAAGAUUGUACAUUUGCUCAUCAUAACUCAGCACUGAUUUCUGCAUUUGUUGAGAGAUGGCAGCCAGACACGAACACAUUCCAUAUGUCGUUCGGAGAGAUGUCCAUCACCCUCCAUAAUGUUCGUAAUAUCAUGUGCGCGAAUGGUUUGGCAAUAAAGGUUCAACGUAUGGGGAAGUUGUUGCACUUUGCAAGGAUGAUGACUCUGCUGAGACUCGUGCUCAAAGAUAUAUCUUAUAUCUUAUCGGCUCCACAUUGA